This is a messenger RNA of Humulus lupulus (European hop), 1312 nucleotides long. Its product is annotated as FKBP12-interacting protein of 37 kDa. The transcript is spliced from 14 exons. Gene Ontology annotation, cellular component: nucleus. Lineage: Eukaryota; Viridiplantae; Streptophyta; Magnoliopsida; Rosales; Cannabaceae. Bases 143 to 1207 code for a protein of 354 amino acids. The record is from RefSeq and is a predicted model, not a curated record. Gene Ontology annotation, biological process: regulation of alternative mRNA splicing, via spliceosome.
AGAGCGUGGAAACGGAUACAGGUGAUUUCCGAAGGAGGUCGUCUGUCUGUGUUCCUCUGAACUCUUUUGACUCACAUUUCUCACUCUGCUCCACUUUCUCACUCUGCAGUCUCCGGCGAACCCAUUUUCCUUUUCCACUUCAAUGGCUUCGCACAACCAUUUGGAUGACGAUGACGAUUUUGGAGGGGAUUUCUCUGGACCUCAAACCACCAGGCGUUCAGGAAACAAGAGAAACUUUGGGGAUCUUGAGGACGAUGAAGACGAUUUCUUUGGCUCUAAGAAGGCUAACUCAAAAGUUGAAGAGACUGCUCCUGGUGUUGCAACAGGAAUGAUUUUGUCUCUUCGCGAAAGUCUUCAAAAUUGUAAAGAUACACUUGCGACAUACCAAACGGAACUUGAAGCUGCAAAAACUGAGAUUCAAAAGUGGCAUUCCUCUUUUCAGAAUGAGUCCUUUAUACCUAUGGGGACUACUCCUGAACCUAGACAGGUGAUCAAUUACCUUCAGACGCUGAAGAAUUCUGAGGAGUCAUUGAGGGAGCAGUUAGAAAAAGCAAAGAAGAAGGAAGGUGCAUUUAUUGUGACAUUUGCAAAACGAGAGCAGGAGAUAGCAGAGCUGAAGUCUGCAGUUCGAGAUUUGAAAUCACAGCUCAAGCCACCAUCAAUGCAGGCGAGGAGACUAUUACUAGAUCCGGCAAUCCAUGAAGAGUUUACACGUUUAAAGAAUUUGGUCGAGGAGAAAGACAAAAAGGUGAAGGAAUUGCAGGAUAAUAUUGCUGCUGUCCAAUUUACUCCCCAGAGCAAGAUGGGAAAGAUGCUGAUGGCUAAAUGUCGAACUUUGCAAGAGGAAAAUGAAGAGAUUGGAAAUCAAGCUGCCGAGGGAAAGAUGCAUGAAUUAGCUAUGAAACUUGCUUUGCAAAAAUCCCAAAAUGGAGAACUGAGAAGCCAAUUUGAAGGACUGUACACUCAAAUGGACGGGUUAGCAAAUGAUGUGGAACGAUCAAAUGAAAUGUAUGAACAUGGUAGAUUGUGCCCUUCACCGCAGGUGGUUGUGUUGGAAGAGAAGCUAGAAGAGAAAGACCUAGAGAUCCAAAGGUUGAAACAAGAGCUGCUGCAGCAGAGAAGUUCGAUAGAGGAGAAAACUAAUGAUUCACCAACUUCUAAUAAAAUAACUAGCACUGAAAUGACUCCAGGCGAAGAUGACAACUGAAAUGAACUUUUGAUUCGAUCAAAUUUUGUAGAAUAUUAUUAUUCUUUUAUCUCCUUGUUUGUACAUUUAACAUUUAUUUUAAAUUUCAUAGCACUCUUUUUCCUU